AGCAAUAAACAUACUCCGUAAUCUGUUACGGAGGAGUCACGGAUUUGGCAAAAAUCGAACGGGAGCGACGAUGUGAUCUCAUCACAUUACGUCAUCGGAAGAGUAGAGCGUAAGCUUUACCACCAUCCCUACCAAAUACCAAUACAUUCCUUUUGUCAUUCUGCAAAACUUGCAUCGAUUUCCGAAGCCAGUCAAAUCCGUGCUAUCACCGUCGUGGAAACUGGGAAACGUCGCGAUCUUUCGAUAAAUUGAAGAAAGCAUCAAAGACUAAUACAUUUCAAUCAAUUUAUCAAUUUGGAUGGGCAACUCUUCCUCCUGUGCCUCUAACGGCUGCGUGAAUUGUGUUGGGAGGAAUUCGGGUUCUGAGGAUUUGGAAUCAUAUUUCCCUGUUAGACCAGAAUGCCAGGAUGAUGUCCCCAAGACCCGUUUCAAAACAAGGGCAGGGAAAACCCUUAGUCAGAGAAGAUGGAAUGAUGCAUUCUCUCUAGAUGGCCAAUUGGAUAUAGCAGCUGUUCUUAGAAGGAUCCAACGAGGGGGUAUUCAUCCUUCAAUCAAAGGAGCAGUAUGGCAAUUCUUGUUGGGUUGUUUUGAUCCCAGUAGCACAUUUGAGGAGCGAAGUGAACUCAAGCAACAGAGGAGGGAGAAAUAUGCUGCAUGGAAGGCUGAAUGUAAGAAGAUAGAACCAACCAUUGGUAGUGGAAGAUUAAUGACAGCAAUCAGUGAGAAUGGGCAAAACUUAGAAAACAUUACAGUUCCAGGUGUCUCACAAGGCAAUAAUGAUUCUUUUGACAAGACACUGAUCCAAUGGAAGCUGAGCUUAAGCCAAAUUGGUUUGGACGUUCAUCGCACAGACCGUAGUCUCGUUUUUUAUGAGAAUGAAGCUAACCUAGCAAAACUAUGGGAUAUCCUUGCCAUCUAUGCCUGGGUGGACAAAGAUAUUAGCUAUGUUCAAGGAAUGAGUGAUAUAUGCUCUCCCAUGGUAAUUCUUUUUGAAGACGAAGCAGAUGCAUUCUGGUGCUUUGAGCAUGCAAUGCGGAGACUGCGAGAAAACUUCAAGUGCACUGUAAAUUCCGUGGGAGUGCAAUCUCAACUGAAUACCCUUUCACAAAUUGUUAAAACCAUUGACCCAAAGCUUCAUCGUCACCUUGAGGAAUUGGAUGGCGGGGACUAUCUAUUUGCCUUUCGUAUGCUGAUGGUGCUCUUCCGCAGAGAGUUAUCUUUCGUUGAUUCACUGUAUCUUUGGGAGGUGAUGUGGGCGAUGGAAUAUAAUCCUCAUAUAUAUUCAUCAUAUGUGGAGUCCCAUCACAAGAACGAAAAUGUUAAAGUAAGCAACAAGGAGCUAAAGCAGUACGGUAAAUUUGAGAGGAAAUAUGCGAAAACUGGUUGGACAGACCACAGAAACGCUCUUGCUAUUUUCCUUGUUGCUGCUGUCCUCGAGACUAAGCAGAAGCGACUUAUAAAGGAGGCUAGGGGCCUAGAUGACGUUGUCAAUAUCAUGGGUGAAGUAACUGGGAACUUGGAUGCAAAGAAAGCGUUAGACGGGGCACUGAAAGUUCACGAGAAAUAUUUGAACAAGGUCAAAAAUCAAUAAUUUUUGCAGAGGUCACAGCUUCACUGAUAUGUUGUGUUGAUUCUUUAACUCUUGCAUUAUAAUUAUUUUUUAUUCUUUAUUUAUUCACAGAUUUCUGUUGUAGAAUGUGAUGUGAGAAAUCCAUUCAUACACUUUGUAUUACAAAUAUCUGAUGAUAUAUGCAAUGCCUUUGAAGGUUGUCUUAUUCCUUCCCCA
Messenger RNA from Ipomoea nil (Japanese morning glory), 1786 nucleotides. RefSeq names its product TBC1 domain family member 15. The transcript is spliced from 12 exons. Bases 299 to 1591 code for a protein of 430 amino acids. Gene Ontology annotation, biological process: activation of GTPase activity. The record is from RefSeq and is a predicted model, not a curated record. Gene Ontology annotation, molecular function: GTPase activator activity. Lineage: Eukaryota; Viridiplantae; Streptophyta; Magnoliopsida; Solanales; Convolvulaceae.